AUGUCGUACUGCCGCCGAGUCCCCGCCUUCCCGCUCUCCGAAGGCGCCGCGCUGCUCGAGGAGACCGCCACGCGCUUGGCAGCCGAGGACCCACUCAGCGCCGAGGCGCUCGACGGACUCUUCUCCACGAUGGCGUCGAUCCGCCGCCACAUCCACUCCAACCCCGAGCCGGGCUUCGAGGAGGUCAAGACGAACGCCUUCAUCCGUCAGACGCUGCAGAGCCUCGCCGGGCUGGACCCAGCCUCGAUGCGUGACUGCGCCAAGACGGGGCUCGUCGUCGAUAUCAAGGGCGAGGGUCCGCCAAGCGCGGCGGCGAGUGGGCUCAGGACGAUUGCGCUCCGCGCAGACAUGGACGCGCUGCGGAUGACGGAGAUGAACCGCUCGCUCCCGUACCGCUCGACCAACGAAGGCUAUCUCCUCUGCGGCCACGACGGCCACAUGACACGCGCCAAGCCGAUGAUCGAGGAAGGCGCGCUCGACGGCGUCGACGAGUGCUACGGGUACCACAACUGGCCCGCCUUCGAGUAUGGCAUGCUGCACGUCAAGCGAGGCGCCGUCAUGGCUCACCCGACCUCGUUCAAGAUCGUGGUGACGGGCAAGGGCGGCCACGGCUCGCAGCCGCACGUGGCCGUCGAUCCGGUGCUGACGGCGGCGCACAUCGUCCCCUACCACCACGGGACCGAACCCACACUGGAUUCGGCCGUCUGCAGCGUGACGAUGAUCCACGGCGGCGAAGUCUCCAACGUCAUACCCGACCAGGUGGAGAUGCAGGGCACGCUGCGCGACCUCGACCCGACCGUCUGCGAGACCAUGUACCGGCGCGAGAUCGUCGCGGGCGCGUGUGCGGCCGGCGCAUCAACAACUAGCCGCGAAUGGCGAGCCGACGCGGUGGCGGACCUCGCCCGCAAGCUCCUCCGCCGCGAGGAGGCGGUCUCGGAGGACGGCCUGCCGAUGAUGGGCGCCGAGGACUUCUCCGAGUUCCUGCACAAGGUGCCGGGCGCCUUUUGGUUCCUCGGCGGCAACGAGGAGAAGCUCAACGGGUGGGCGCGGCUCGGCGCCGCGGGCUCGCGCUCCAACUGCAUGUGCCACAACACCGCCUUCGACUUCAACGACAACGUCUCGCCGAUGGCCGCCGUCUUCUUCGUGCGCCUCGUCGAGGAGCGGCUCGGCUGCUCCCUGUACAGCGAGGCGGAGCUCCCCUUCCCCCUCCUCGAGGCCGACGGCGCCCCGGCUUGGGAGGGCAGCGGCGCGAACGGCGGCAAGAAGCAGCCAGCGGGCCCUAUCCAGCUGCCCGCAGGCAAGAAGGCGAAAUGA
Messenger RNA from Emiliania huxleyi CCMP1516, 1314 nucleotides. RefSeq lists its product as hypothetical. The record is from RefSeq and is a predicted model, not a curated record. The transcript is spliced from 8 exons. NCBI's taxonomy places the organism in Eukaryota, Haptophyta, Isochrysidales, Noelaerhabdaceae. The coding region runs from base 1 to 1314 and encodes 437 amino acids. Gene Ontology annotation, molecular function: hydrolase activity.